CCCCCCUCUCCCCCCCCCACAUCCUCCCCCCGCCGCCUUCCCCGCCCCUUUCCCGCCCGAGCGCAGCCAUGGCCCGAGGCCCCAAGAAGCACCUGAAGCGUGUGGCGGCGCCCAAGCACUGGAUGCUGGACAAGCUGACCGGCGUCUUCGCGCCCCGUCCGUCGACGGGCCCUCACAAGCUGCGGGAGUGCCUCCCGCUCAUCAUCUUCCUGAGGAACAGGCUGAAGUACGCCCUGACCGGCGAUGAGGUGAAGAAGAUUUGCAUGCAGAGGUUCAUCAAGAUCGACGGCAAAGUUCGCACGGACAUCACCUACCCUGCGGGCUUCAUGGAUGUCAUCAGCAUCGAGAAGACGGGCGAGCAUUUCCGCUUGGUGUACGACACCAAGGGCCGGUUUGCCGUUCACCGCAUCACAGCUGAAGAGGCCAAGUACAAGCUGUGCAAGGUGAGGAAGAUCUUCGUGGGCACCAAAGGAAUCCCUCACCUGGUGACCCACGAUGCCCGCACCAUCCGCUACCCGGACCCCCUCAUCAAGGUGAACGACACGAUCCAGAUUGACCUGGAGACUGGCAAGAUUACGGAUUUCAUCAAGUUUGACACAGGUAACCUGUGCAUGGUGACUGGUGGCGCCAACUUGGGCCGUAUCGGGGUGAUCACCAACCGGGAGAGGCACCCCGGCUCGUUCGACGUGGUUCACGUGAAGGACGCCAACGGCAACAGCUUUGCCACCAGGCUCUCGAACAUUUUUGUGAUUGGCAAGGGCAACAAGCCGUGGAUCUCCCUGCCCCGCGGAAAGGGCAUCCGGCUGACCAUCGCUGAGGAGAGAGACAAGAGACUGGCGGCCAAGCAGAGCAGCGGGUAACCUGCUGCUUGGCCAGCUGUGGUCCUUCCAGGAUGUCCAAUUAAACGUUUAAUUACCAA
Messenger RNA from Anas platyrhynchos (mallard), 919 nucleotides. RefSeq names its product ribosomal protein S4 X-linked. Gene Ontology annotation, biological process: translation. Gene Ontology annotation, cellular component: ribosome; cytosolic small ribosomal subunit. The record is from RefSeq and is a predicted model, not a curated record. NCBI's taxonomy places the organism in Eukaryota, Metazoa, Chordata, Aves, Anseriformes, Anatidae. Gene Ontology annotation, molecular function: structural constituent of ribosome; RNA binding.